CCGUUCCCCCCCCCCCGCCCCCCCUCCCGCCAUUUCCGCCCCCCGGCGCCGCCGAGCCCGGCCGAGCCGCCCCAGGGCCGGAUGCGGCGCAGGAGGGGGGGUAGGAGGGGGCGGACCGGGGCUGGCCCGGGGGGGGCGGAGAGCGCCGGUAUAAGAGCCCCGCGCCGGGGGCGGCCCCGCCGUACUCCGCUCCCGGUGCCGCCAUGGAGGAGGCGCAGCGGCUGCUGACCGUGUCGGUGUGGAAGCUUUACCGCUGCCGGCUGCAGCGCGGCGGCCUCCGCCUCCACCGGAGCCUCCAGCUCUCGCUGCUCGUCCGCGCCGCCCGGCACCGGUACCUGACCGCCCGCGCCGCCGCCGCCGAGCCGGGAACCACCGCGGGGACCCCCCCGGGAACGGCACCCGGGGAUCCGCACCGGCACCCGCCGAGCGUACGGACCCCGGAGCGGGGGGAGCUCCCGAGCGUCCUGACCGGGGACCCCCCGAGCCCCCCGAGCCGGGACCCCCGCAGCACCCCGGACCGACGGGACCCCCCGAGCCGGGACCCCCGCAGCACCCCGGACCGACGGAACCCCCUCAGCCGACCGUCCCCGGACCCCCGCAGCGCCCCGGACCGGGGGGACCCCCCGAGCCCACCGACCGCGGACCCCCGCAGCACCCCGGACCCCGCGAACCGGGCCCACCCCCAGGACGUCCCGAGCCGGUACCGCGACCCGCCGAGCGCUCCGAGGCUGCCGCGUCCCCGGGACCCCCCGAGCGCUCCCCCCGCCUCACCGGCGCCGCCUGAGCCGCGGCCCCCCGCCGCCCCCCGGCCCCCCGGAGCCCCCCCGGCGGUGCGGGCCGCGCGGAAGCGGCGGAGCAGCGGCUCCUCCGGGCCCGGGACGGUGCCGGUACCGAGCAAACGGGCGCGGUUGGAGGCGGAGGAGCCGCCGCUCGUCCCGGGGCCGCCCGGCCGCUGCUCGGGGCCGCCCGCCGCCGCCUUCGGCUUCCUGGUCCGCGCCGUCGGGGCGUGCUGAGCCCCGGAGACCCCCCCGGGACAGACGGAACCGGUACGGGGGCGACGCGGGGAGACACCCCACCCCCCCACGGGACAGACGGAACCGGUACGGGGGCGACGCGGGGACACCCCCCCCCGGGACACAUGGACUCUCGGGGCCCCCGGUGGGCCCCCCCCUCCCCGUGACCCCGCCGCCGUGAUGGACUCCUCUGGGUCAGCGGUUGUGUCGUGCUGGGGGGGCUCCAGGCUGGCCCUGUGAGCCCCCCCCCCCGGCUCUCUCCCCGGUUUUAAUUAUUAUUUUGUUAAUGAAAUAAAAGUGGG
Messenger RNA from Grus americana (Whooping crane), 1315 nucleotides. It is a transcript of the gene IER2, whose product is annotated as immediate early response 2. The coding region runs from base 204 to 1013 and encodes 269 amino acids. The record is from RefSeq and is a predicted model, not a curated record. NCBI's taxonomy places the organism in Eukaryota, Metazoa, Chordata, Aves, Gruiformes, Gruidae. The transcript has a single exon.